Molecule: messenger RNA, 1606 nt
Organism: Diabrotica virgifera virgifera (western corn rootworm)
Lineage: Eukaryota; Metazoa; Arthropoda; Insecta; Coleoptera; Chrysomelidae
Exons: 3
Coding region: 804-1193 (129 amino acids)
Source: RefSeq, a predicted model, not a curated record
ACAUGCCUCGUAUAGUAUUGAGAAAAUUUGAUAUCUGAUGAUUGAAUCUUAGGUUUUGGGACAUGCAGAACUUUUUAUAAAGAAUAACUUUUUUUCGUAAAAUUAAUAAUAAAAAAAGUUUCCCAUAUGUUUCCAACUUAAGUAGACACGCUGUAGGUAUAUCUCUUUUAAUUUUAUAAAUUAUGUACAGUCGGUAAAACGAAAGAAUACGCAUGGACGAUCAUAUCAAGCACAUAUUUUGGAUUUGCUGUGUUUUUCUAUAAAUAACAGACGAGAGAGAUAGAUUAUUAAAUGUUGUCUACUAGGCGAAAGCAUUAUCCAAGACAUACCCAGUUUCAUAUUUAUAAUUGACAGAGUGAGACGGCGACACAAUUGUUCAACGUAGUUUAAUUAAUUUAGUAGAAAAUUUAAACUCACACUUGACUAUUUCUGUACUUCUAAUGUCAUUCUUAGAAAAACAUUCAACAUGAGUAGAGAUAAUGAUUGUAUAAACUACUAUUCGAGUAGACGUACUGGUCAACUAUAAUCUGGCCGAUUCGAUUUCCUGUCACUUUGACAGUGAAACUGGUUUGUUUACGUUUGUGUUAGGUUAAAUUCGGUAGAGUUUAUAAAUUUUGAUAAUCAGUUGUAUUUACUUAAAUAAAAUCAGUUCUUUUAAGAGCUACUUUGAAAUUAUAUUGUAUUUUUGAUUUGGUAAGUAUUUAUUUAGUUAAAAUACGUCAAUAAAAUUUUUUCAGUAAUCGCCUGUCAAUAUGGUUAACUACUGUCUAUGAGUUCGCCAAACGUGUACAUAUCACUAAUGUAUGAAAUUACAGAUUAGUAUAUUUUUACGAAUGUGCAUUUAUUUGCAGAUAAUGUCUGGAAAACCGCUUAACUCGCAGUCGCAACAAUUGGUUUUAAACCUGUGUGAAUAUUUUGAGAUGGAAAAAAUAAAUGGAGGUCCCUUAGAACCUCUUUCAUCUGUUCAAGAAAGAGUAGCCGCUGCACUUAAAAUAUCCAGAAAAACCAUUUCUGUAAUUAAAAAAAGAAAAGAGAAUAAUCCAGUUCUUCCUAAACCUGGAAAAAGCAGACCUCGUUCCAAAUCUAAAACCACUGAUUUACCUGAGGGUACAAAAAUCACUAUAAGGAAUACAUUGUAUUCUAUGUAUGAAGAAAAACUAACUAUCUUCAAACAUGUCAAACUUGGACCCUAACCAAGGCAAAUAUGAAUAAACUAGCCACAACAGAAAGAGCUAUGGAAAGAGCAAUGUUAGGUAUACGACUGUCAGAUAAAAAGAGGAACGACUGGGUAAGAUCAAAAACAAAAGUCGAGGACAUAACAAGAAAAGUUCCCAAACUUAAAUGGAGCUUCGCAGGCCACACUGCUAGACAAAAGUCCAACGUUGGAAUGCAACAAAAUAACAUUGGAGACCUUACCAAAGUAAACUACCGAAAGGAAGACCACAGAUAAAGUGGGUUGAAGAUAUUAAAAGAGUAGCCGGAACAAAUUGGAAAUAUGUUGCUCAGGAAAUAUAUUGGAAAUAGGUAUAUUGGAAAUUUAGCUUAUAAUAACCAAUAAGAUUUUAAAAUAUUUUAUUGUUGUCAAAAUAAACGAUUUUUCUUCAGA